AUGGAUCGAGAAGCGGCUGCCCGGUCGCUUUUGAUGACGGGGAGGGCGCGACAUGCUUGCGUGAGAUGCAAGCGCCAAAAGCUCAAGGUCUACCGAGAGCAUCUCGGCAGUGCCACGGCAUCAGGUCAUCUCGAUGCCCUCCCGGACAGUCCCCCCGACAGGGUGCAGCCCACAAACCGCCCCAAGAAUGCCGUACCCAUCGCCGAGCUCAUCGGCGUCGAGCUCCCGCCCGUCCCCAUCAUCGAGUGCCUGCUCGAGACGUACAUAGGGUCCAUCCACUGGUAUGUGACGCUAUUUCACGAACCGACCCUGAGGGCACGUCUCCGAUCCCUCCUCGCCUCCGGUAGGGCAAACGCCGACGACUUUUCCUUCCUCAUGUUGAUCGUCAUCAUCCUUGGCAUGGCGGCGCGGUAUGUAUCACCCCAGCAGAUGAAGCAGCACGGCGUGGAAUUCAACGCACUUGCUCUCGAGGCCAAGCUCGUCGCCGCCGCCGAGCAACAGCUUCUCCAGGUCCUCGAGGACCCUACUUCUAUGGCUGUUUCGUUCUUGGACUUGCUUGCGUCGCACUACUUGUUUAACCGGAAAGUGAGGCGGGCGUUUGUCAUCAUGGGUGUUGCCAUGAGAGCUGCUCAAGCUAUGGACCUGCAUAAUGAGCCGGCGUGGGGAGACAUUCCUGCUGUGGAGAGGGAAUGUCGUCGGCGUCUUUGGUGGACGCUCUACACUAGCGAAAAGUUUGUCGCGCAAUCAUAUGGCCGACCCGCCGUUAUUCAAGACAUAGACGUAGAAGUCAGCUUCGCAGACAUGGACGACGACUCGUACACACCAAUGCCCGUCACAUCAAAAGAAAUAUUCGAAAACGGAACGCAAAAAUUCGUCACGGCGAGCUCUUAUCAUCGAUACAAGGCCAGGCUGUAUCGGAUCGCCGCGCCUAUCACCAGAGUCAUGCGGAAGGCGAGGACGGUCGCCGAAAUUACGAACCAGAUCCGGACGGUCCACGCGCAGAUGCUCGAAUUCAAGCGGGUGUUACCGAUGGAUUUGAGACUGGAAACGUACGAGGAGAGUAACCUGGACUACAACAAGAAGGGCCUCCGAUCGAUUCUUCAUCUUCAGUCGCUGGCGCUACGAAUUUCUUACGAUAAUAUACAAAUGCUUCUCCAUCGGCCAUUGAUCUCGAUUAAGGAUCUAGAGAAGCAGUCUACAGACACGUCUAGUGCUACGCUGGGCAGAAAUGGUGGGAGUGGUGGGAGUGGCGGAGGCGGAAGAGGAGGAGUAGGCGGUGGGCAGCAAUCGGGUGACCUGAGCAGCGAAAUAAGCGAAGACAUGAUCGCAGCAUCGCGACGACAAUGCUGGCAAUCGGCCCUCCAAUUAUCGCAUCUCAGUCGCCACCGGGGCGCUCUCGAAUUCCUCAAGAACACUCCCCUAGGCGCCCACAUCGGCAUGAACUGCUUCACGGCCGGGGUCAUGCUCGCUAUUUUCGCGCUAUCGAAGCCGUUCACGACGCAGGCGCAGGAGGCAAAGCAGGCUCUCGGUCGGCUCAUCCGCAUCGGGACGUGGGCGCAGUUGUCGAUUGCCUCAUUCAAUCAGAGCACGGGCAUCCUUAAAGACCUGCUGCGAUUGAUCAUGGAGAAGGAACUCAAGGCGUUGACGGAACCGAAUGAGCACGAGACGUUUUCGAGUCAAUCGCAACAGCAGCAACGCAGACCGAUCGGGGAGGACGUUUCGAGGGCCGGAGAUAAUAAUAGCGAUGCGGCAAGGGUGCCGACCGAGAAUUCAAUUAACCCUCAUCAUGUCGAGGCGCGGGUCGCUUUAAUUCAUCACGUCGAUGCGGUGCAACAAGGGAUUCAGCCGCAGCCGGGCGCAUUCGGGGGCGGAAGCGGGCAGCAAUACGCGUCGGAUCCGUUUGGGGGGUUCGUGGACUGGUACGGAUCCAGCGCAAAUGAGGGGUUUGAUGCGGCGCUGUCGUCUCUGCAGAAUGCCUUUUUGGGAAACGCCAGCAGCUCGGUCCUCGAUCUAGAGUACCCUGAUUGGCAGCUGAUGCUAGACGAGCCACCCACCCCGAGGGGCACGGGGCAGAUAGUUGGAGAUUGCCAGGACGUUUCCGGUAAUUCCGCCGGAACGUGGCACGACCACGAGGUGGAGCAGGACCACAUCCAGCUCGACCCUCCCCAUCCCCAGACUCGUCCCCAUCCUCUUCCCCACGAGGGGCAGAUGUAA
Messenger RNA from Scedosporium apiospermum, 2214 nucleotides. RefSeq lists its product as uncharacterized. The record is from RefSeq and is a predicted model, not a curated record. Gene Ontology annotation, biological process: positive regulation of transcription from RNA polymerase II promoter by galactose; DNA-templated transcription. Gene Ontology annotation, cellular component: nucleus. The transcript has 4 exons. Gene Ontology annotation, molecular function: RNA polymerase II cis-regulatory region sequence-specific DNA binding; DNA-binding transcription factor activity, RNA polymerase II-specific; zinc ion binding. Bases 1 to 2214 code for a protein of 737 amino acids. NCBI's taxonomy places the organism in Eukaryota, Fungi, Ascomycota, Sordariomycetes, Microascales, Microascaceae.